Messenger RNA from Macadamia integrifolia, 1548 nucleotides. Its product is annotated as receptor like protein 27-like. The record is from RefSeq and is a predicted model, not a curated record. Gene Ontology annotation, molecular function: protein binding. The transcript has a single exon. Bases 28 to 1548 code for a protein of 506 amino acids. NCBI's taxonomy places the organism in Eukaryota, Viridiplantae, Streptophyta, Magnoliopsida, Proteales, Proteaceae.
AAUCUUAGUAGAUUCCCAGAUUUCCUCAUGAACCAAAAGGAAAUGUUCUCUCUAGACCUUUCAAGUAAUAGAAUUGAUGGUGCAAUACCCAAAUGGAUAUGGCAAAAGAAUUUGUUAGGGCUAGACCUUUCUAACAACUCCUUGACAGGUCUGGAAUUGCCACUACCUAAUGAUCACUCCUUCAACAUUGAACUUCUUGAUCUUCAUUCAAACAAGAUACAAGACUGUCUCUCAAUGGCUCCGUGCUUUCCACAAACAUUCAAUCAAUCUUGCAGUGAGUUUGUAUCUCCUAUCUUAGGGAAUCUCACAUCCCUUCUCUCCAAAGCCAAUUUAUUUUCAAUUUCUGAGAAUAAUUUAACUGGAAAAAUCCCUUUCUCACUCUGUAAUGCCAGUAAUUUGGGUAUUUUGGAUUUGUCCAAUAACCAAUUGAGUGGCGUCAUUCCAACAUGCCUUGCUAGUAGUAAUUUGGGAGUUCUUAAUUUAGAAAACAACAAAUUACAUGGACCCAUUCCUCCUACUUUCAAAAAUGGGUGCAGUCUACAGACUCUCAAACUCAACAAAAAUAUGCUUCAAGGAGAAGUUCCAAGAUCAUUGUGCAACUGCAAAGAACUCAAGGUGUUAGAUAUUGGGGAUAACCAAUUGAAUGAUACAUUCCCAUAUUGGUUGGAAAAUCUUUCUGAAUUGCAAGUUCUUGUCAUCAGAUCUAACAAAUUUGGUGGUCCCAUUGCUCAACUCCCUCAAGCUGAUUCUCCUUUCCUAAGCCUCCAUGUCAUUGACCUCUCUUUCAAUGCUUUCACUGGGAGCUUACCAUUGCAAUAUAUUCUUCAUUGGAGGGCAAUGAUGAUUGUGGAGAACAAUUCAGUUUUGAAUUAUAUCAGUCUCUCAAAUUCUUCCAGCUACUACCUAGACACACUUGUAGUUAUGGACAAGGUACUAUACUUGAAAAUGCCGAUUUUGACCACCUUUUCCACCAUAGAUCUAUCUAACAACAACUUCAAAGGAGAGAUUCCACAUGCUUUGGGAAAUUUAAAAGCACUUAUCGUACUCAACUUGUCAGGAAAUAGCCUCACUGGUCAAAUUCCAUUGUCGUUCGGAAAUCUAAGCAAGCUCGAGUCGUUGGAUCUUUCAAGAAACCAACUUUCAGGAGAAAUCCCAAGGCAAUUGACAAGUUUGACCUUCCUUUCAGCCUUGAAUGUAUCAUAUAAUAAUCUCGUAGGAGGUAUACCACAAGGGAGCCAAUUCGACACCUUUUCAAAUGCUUCCUAUGAGGGAAAUGCAGAACUAUGUGGGUUGCCUUUGUCAAGGAAGUGUGGAGUAACUAAUAGUGCAUUACCUCCGGCAUCAACCUCCCAACAAGAUGAUGAUUCAACAAGUCUACUUGAUUGGAAAUUUGUCGUAGCUAGAUAUUGCUCCGGUUUAAUAAUUGGACUGGUUGCAGGACAACAAUUGUUUUGGAAAAACAACCGAUACUUUGGAUAUAUUUUGAGAAUCAGAGGAUCCAAGCAAAGGAAAGGGCUAAAGAAGAAACACCACAACAGAAGGAAAUGA